Capsella rubella is the source of this 725-nucleotide messenger RNA. RefSeq lists its product as uncharacterized. The record is from RefSeq and is a predicted model, not a curated record. The transcript is spliced from 3 exons. NCBI's taxonomy places the organism in Eukaryota, Viridiplantae, Streptophyta, Magnoliopsida, Brassicales, Brassicaceae. Gene Ontology annotation, cellular component: chloroplast stroma; chloroplast thylakoid membrane. Bases 34 to 597 code for a protein of 187 amino acids.
UUUCACUAUGUGAAGACGGGACAACAUACGAAAAUGGCUUUCGCAGCAGCGACUCUCUUCGUUCCGCCACCGGUAACAGUCCGAUCUCCGGCUAGAAUCCAUCGCCGUCCCUCAAUUCCGUCCCUGCUUCACGGAGUUCCGACGAACGGGGCAGCGGGACGCCGGCAAAUCAAGAGGUCAGUUGUAGCAAAUGCUUCGCCGGGAAACGGAGGCGUCAGGGCGGGGGAAGGAGACGGAGUAUCUCUGGGGACAAUGAAGCUUCCGGGGAACACAGAUAUCGCGAGAUUCGAAACUCUUCUUUUUCAGUGGGCGAAUAGUCUUUGCCAAGGAGCCAAUCUGCCUCUUCCUGUUCCUCUCAAGGUGGAUAGAAUAAGUGGAGGAGCAAGGUUAGGAUUCAUCGUGAUGGAGGAUGAAGGCAAGACCGAUGUUCCGGUUUACAUAGACUGUUUGGUCUACCAAACCACAGCGGAUGGUUUGGUGUUCCAAGCGACGCGUCAUGGCCGGAAGAAAGACAAGGCACCUCCGGGAGAAGAGAGAAUCAUGAGAAGCCUCUUAGGAGCCUUGAAAAGAGCUGUUGAGAUUGCUCGAGUCGCCUAAAAUCUGACUAUCUCACAAUGAAAUUGAGAUUUCUGUUUUCUUUAUGUCUUUCUAGCUUCUUUUUUUCGUUUUACUGCCUAUCAAAAACAUCACUCUGGUUGGUAUACAAAUAGUAUUUUACAGUUUGA